Messenger RNA from Topomyia yanbarensis, 1438 nucleotides. RefSeq lists its product as uncharacterized. The transcript has 5 exons. The coding region runs from base 48 to 1154 and encodes 368 amino acids. The record is from RefSeq and is a predicted model, not a curated record. Lineage: Eukaryota; Metazoa; Arthropoda; Insecta; Diptera; Culicidae.
ACACCUUAUACGAAAGACAUUCUGUCGGCCAUUUUAAAGUGGAAAAAAUGUGUUCGAAGCAGGAAGCGGAGUUGUCGGACCUAACCGUCGAAGCGGAGGUUUUAGAUACGGAAGAAGUGGCCGUGGUAGACCUUCUCACCUCAUUUGGAUUAUCGUUAGAUGUUAUUGGUUUGUUCAUAGAUAACCGCUACACUCUCGAGUCGUUGAAAAUUGUGGAAAGGAAGGAGCUGGAGGAAUUAAUCCAAUCUCCACAUCUGGCUGAAAGAUCCAAGUGCAUUUUUGGGUUAAAUUCUUGGCGAGAGAAACAGGGAAUUCAUCCUGUCACAUGCAUAAAAUGUCAGCAUUCGUCAACGUCUGCUGCAGCUGACCUUCCACCGGAAAUAUCUCGUGAAAAGUGCACAGCCACUUAUUUGUUGAACACGUCUUCAAAAGGUCGCGGGAUUAUUGAAAAUUAUAAACAAACUGGUUAUCUGACCCGGACGAACAAGAAGGCUAUCACUCACAUCAUCAUUGACGAAUUCAAGGAUCGGUUUUCAAAAUUAACACCAGUUGAACUCUUGGGCAGGUCAUUGGAACUGAGCCAGAUAUUCCCGAGUGAACCACAGGAUACUUGGUACCAGCCUGCAUCAAAAUAUAGCAACGGUCAGACAAUCAAAAAACGCAAGGUGGCUAGAGGUUGCUUGUACGAUCGGAACGUGAACUAUAAAGGGUGUUCCAAACACUUGGCUUCGUUGACUGAGAGUGAAGGUUCCUCAUCACGGGUAACUAACGAAUCCAUCGAGAUUUUUUCGGAAAAUCAAUGUGCGGAAUACGAGAAUGUUAAAAAAUGGUUUUUGCAUAACAUCGAUGAAUGGGAGGAGUUAAAAAAAAGAUGGAAGUCAACUAGUGCGAUUCGAUUGUGGGAACUACUCAAGCUAUCAAUCCGGACAUGCGAAACCAUUUUGGCAGAAUAUCCUACUCUCAAUAACAGUUGUGGAUAUCAAUUGGUUCAAAUCGAUUUCGAGCAUAAGCAUCCGAAUAAAGUGACACUUCUUUUUGAGCGGUGGGCGAGUUUUCUAGAGGGGAUUCGGCCAAUAUUUGAUCUUGAAAUCUCCGAUGCAGAUGGAAGAGCAUUGUUGGAUUCAAUAGAUAAGGGGGAGUUAUCAGAAGGUUAGUGAUAUAGGUCCGAUCUGUUACUGGAGUUUUGCAAAAUAAUAUGCUGAUAUCUAAUAUCACAUGCUAGAACAUGACAUUCGAUUUUAAUAAUCCUAACUUUUGAAAUUUCAGAUGCAAGAGACGUCGCAUUUGUUCAGUUGUUGGCACACCUGUUACCAUGCAUGCACAUUUCUGGAAAAGCAUUCGGCAAAAAAAGGUGGAAACCUUCUGUUCUAGAAGCGAAAGAGAGCAUUGCAAUCAAUAUUACUAAUUUUGUACAGUUGGAUGAAACACUGGCUCGGUU